AUGGUGCUCAGUCACAUUAUUGGCGAGGAUCGGUUGGCAAUGCUCGACUGUCCGCCCUACACUGCGUCAUCUCACUUGCAGCCGUCAAACUCGUAUUUCCAGUUCCUCAAAGACUCUUCGUCCCACGUUUCCUACAAGAUUCACAGCUGCUACGCAUGUAUCUCAGUCAUCCACGUGGCGGAACACCGACACAUCACAUCCGAACCAGCACGGACCAUUUCAUUGCUUUUUUACCUUUCCAUUGAAGGUACCCCUGAAACGACCAACAAGUCGUCCUCUUUCCGGUAUUGUACGCCGUGA
Molecule: messenger RNA, 300 nt
Organism: Fusarium venenatum
Lineage: Eukaryota; Fungi; Ascomycota; Sordariomycetes; Hypocreales; Nectriaceae
Source: RefSeq, a predicted model, not a curated record